Messenger RNA from Lecanosticta acicola, 2237 nucleotides. NCBI's taxonomy places the organism in Eukaryota, Fungi, Ascomycota, Dothideomycetes, Mycosphaerellales, Mycosphaerellaceae. The record is from the annotation of a GenBank genome assembly.
AUGGAUGCCCAGAAGCAGACGGCGUCAGUCACUUCGGCGCCAGUGGAGGACAUUGCUGCUGGACAACAAGAGCCUAAAUAUGCCUCCUUCAGGACGAAACUCAUCAGCCACAUUUGGGACUCGGAUCAGCAUCUGAAGAGUCCACAGGUAUGGCGGAGCCAUCUUCCACACUGAGAGCCGGGCUGAAGCUACUGCAGGAACGUGCUCUGGUACGGAAGCUUGACUUUGGCAUCCUGAUAUGUGCAACGCUUGGCUGGGUAAAUCUUCACCACAACUUGAAUGUGCUUACCGGUCAAGCUUGCUAAUGAUCGAGGUAAUUCUAGUGGAUCAAAUGUGAGAUCACAGAUGCAUACCACAGGGCCACAGUUGUACGCCCCUAACAGAAGCCUUGCAGAUAUUGAUCAGAGCAAUUUGACCAACGCCUGUGAGUCGGGAAAGGAGACUCGCGGAAGACAGGUUUGGCAUACUAAUUCGCGCCAGAUGUUAGCGGGAUGAAAGAGGAUCUAUCAAUCGAGGGCAAUGAGUACACAUACAUGCAGAGCAAGUCCAGUUCCAUUUUAUUGCCGGGACCAUGCUGACGGGGUGGUGCAGUGUGCUACACCAUCUCCUUCGCCAUCAUGCAGAUCCCGUCGAAUAUGAUUGCGCUCAAGAUCCGGCCUCGAAUCUGCAUUGUAGUCUGCGAAAUUGGCUGGACCAUCUUCACGUGAGUACCACCCCCCGGGGAUCUCUCAGUUCCAAAAUCUCCAGCUGAUGUGGAAAUGGAUCAGCUUCGCACAAGCCGGCGCGACAGAUUCCAACCAGAUGUACGCCUUCCGGUUUAUGAUUGGACUGUUUGAAUCGGCAUUCUCGCCCAUCAUCAUCUUCCUUCUCGGAGCGUGGUAUACAAAGACGGAGUUGGCGAAGAGAGUGGCAAUCUGGCAUAUUACCGGUUUCUUCGGCUCGGCCACCAGUGGUAUGGUUUAUCCUACAAACGGGAGAGGACGACUGCUAACGCUUCCCUAGGCUUUCUACAAGCUGGAAUCUUUGCUUCGCUAGAUGGUCAUCUAGGCCUGGCGGGGUGGAGAUGGCUCUAUAUCAGUCAGUGCAAAUAGAACCCAUAUUAUUUGUCCGAAGGCUAAUCAGAUUACAGUCUGCGGAUGUAUGUCGUUACCAGUCGCCGUCUUGGUCUGGUUCCUCCUUCCGGAUUACCCUCAUGAUACCAAAGCAUGGUAUAUCACCGAAGACGACAGACGACUCGCCAUACAUCGAGCAGCGAAGCAGAACAAGACGGAAAUCACCGGAGUAAUGGACAUGAAACUCGUCAAGCGUAUGUUCGGCAGCUGGCGCUGGUGGGUUCUGUGUUUGAUGUACAUCUUCGUGAGUUGCCAAAAGCUCUUUCAUACAGCUUCGCUUGGCAGUGCGGUACUGAUGUAAACCUCACAGUACGGCAAUUCCUGUCAAGCCAAUACCUACUUCGCCAUCUACUUAAGUAAGUCCGAAAAUCAGAGAUACCUCGUCGCAAACAUUGCUAAAAAAAUGCCCAGAGAGCGCCGGCUACACCGUCUCCCAACGCAACGUGAUACCGGCCUGCGCCAACAUCGUCUCCAUGCUCAGCGACUUCGCCUGGGGAUUCGGAUCCGACAUGUCCGGCAACCGCGCGCUCUGGAUCAUGGGACCUCUCCUCCUCAAAACGCUUCCCGGAGCUUCCAUACUGACAGCCUGGCCCGGUGUGGACGCGGCACGAGUCGCGGCGUUCUUCCUCACUGCCUGCGGAUACGUCACGGCCGUGACCUGGACGUGGGCGAAUGAAGUCAACUCAGGGAAUGCGGAGGAGCGCGCACUGACGAUUUCGAGUAUGAAUGGAUUGUUCUAUGCGACGAGUAAGCUUGACGAUCUGUGCCCCUGUUGUUGCUAAUCUCGUGGAGGGACUGACGUUGCUACCCACAGACUCCUUUCUACCAAUUUUAAUAUUCCCGCAGACGACUGGGCCCAGGUUCCCGAGAGGUUUUCCGUCCAUUGCAGCCUUCACUGUUGCUGCUGUUGCGCUGACUCGUAAGAUUGCGGCUUCUCAAGAUGAUCAAUUCGUGACUGACAUUGACGACGUAGUGAUUGCCGAUCUCCUUCAUAAGCGACAACUGAGACGAGAAGCUGCGGGUUUGGCUGCGCGCGACCCAGACCUACAGGAUACCGCGGUGGAGAUGGACGAAAAGGUCGACAACAAGACCAGCAUCAAGCCAGUCUCGACGUCCGUCGUUUAA